GUGAGAAAAAGAUUUUGGAAAGAUCCAUUAGCCUCAUCUCUAAUGGUCAUUUUUUUGGCAGAGAGGAAAGAUUGUGAACAACCAAACUACCGUACUACUACGGCAUAGCUACAACAACAACCAACCCACCAUGGACUGUGUGAUCCCUGGUCACUCGUUUCGUUGCUUCACAGGUGCCAUUCAAUGUCUGAGCAAGAUUGGCAAGGACUUGUAUGUGGAUUUUGAUCCCAUGGAUGGACUGGUGCUUCGAACGCUCAAUGACGCCAAGUCGGCAUUUUGUGUGACAGAAUUCAGUCCGCCCUUUUUCGAACGGUGUACGGCUCCCGUCAUGGCUGCUACUACCACUAGUGGUCGCAAGCGCAAUCAUUCCACGGCGAGUAGUAGUACUUGUAGUCAGGGAAAGAGAUUCAGUUGUCGCGUCCCCAUGAAGGCAUUGGGACAAGUGAUUCGGCCGCGCAAGAAUAUCGUCACGGUCCGCAUCAAGAGCGAAGGACAUGACGGUGAUACCCAAACUCAAAAUGAAAAUGCCUCCUUGCUAUUGGCUUUUGAAUUCCAAUUGGAAAUUCCAAACAACAACAAUAACAGUCACAACCAGUACAAACAACAACCCACAUGGUGCAAAGUCAUUCAUCGCCUGGGAGUGGAAGAAGUCGAUAAUAUCUGUGCCGUGGCACCCAAGGAAGAGUGUUCGGAACUCGUAGCGGCACCCAAGCUACUGCACAAAUGGCUGGAACCCAUUGGAAAUAAUCGAAACGAUGCCGAAGGAUGCAUCAUUGUCACACGAGAUGCCGAUUUGGUCGUCGCCACAUCCUUCAAUUCCACCGAUACCGUCGGGCUGACCACAUUGGCCAUUCAAAAUGGAAAACAACGCACCCUCAAGACGGAAUCCUGUCUUCGGCUAGAAGAUCUAGAGGAUUUCGAUUUCCGAGAUGGACGAACGUUGCCACACAGCAGCAGCAGUCAACCAGAACGCAACAACAAUAGUGCCUAUCCACCACAAUGUCCCAUGCCACUCAAUGUCAAUGACGAAGUCUGUCUCGUAUUUGGAAUCAAAGAAGCCAAGGCAUUCUUGCACUUUUGUACACAACAAGCUUCCAACAGCAAUAAUCGAUGGAAUAAUGAUCAGUCCACUAUGGAUCUCGACAAUAGUCGCAUUCACAGAAAUCCAUGGUCCGUUGCCAUGGCGUAUCACUGGGCCGGGCGGCCACUGAUCUGGGAAGCCAAGGCGGCCAGUGUCUCCAUACAGCUGGUACUCGCAACGCUCAGUCAUACCAUUCUCAAGGAUUUGCCCGUCAUGAAAAAUCGAGCCGCACAAUCGCAACAACAAUUGCCAGCACAGCAACGACGACAAUCCGUCGAUCGGAACCGACGAAAUUCGGCGUGAUUUUGGAUAGAAUGGAAAUACAUCAUGACUCAAUGAAGACUUGAAAAAGACAGGUAGGUUGACUUGGGAGGAGCAACCCAGCGGAAAAUUGGGUCUCUGUGACUGAUGCCGGUAGAUCGAUGGGUAGCGAAGCUGAUGGCUGCACAAGUACUACACAUACUAGCUAGUAGUCUAUUUCGAAACGGAGACAAGCUCUCGAGAGCAUACUGGACCGUUCUUUAGUAGUUUGGUACCGUACUAGCUAUGUACCGGUAGGUUUUGACUUGCCACUACAUGUAGCUAGAAGCUGGAGAAUAUCAAAGCCCCGCGAUGGCUACAGCGAGGCAAUUCCAUAGAACCUAGAAAUAGUAGCACAAACUAUGUAGCACUCUCGUCAA
This is a messenger RNA of Seminavis robusta, 1761 nucleotides long. The record is from the annotation of a GenBank genome assembly. NCBI's taxonomy places the organism in Eukaryota, Bacillariophyta, Bacillariophyceae, Naviculales, Naviculaceae.